UUCUUAUUUCUUUCUCUCAUCAUAUCAUAUAUUAGAACUAAAUUCAAACUUGGACACUUGCUGCUUGCAUGGCUUCAGCAGAGAAAAGACUGGCAGAGUUUCUGAAUGAGAAACAAGAGCCUUUCAUCCUAGAGCUUUACCUUCUAGAAAGAGGCUACUCAAAAAGAUUGACUUCAAAGUCAACAAGUCUCAGUAAGAGAAAGAAAAGUGUCUUUCCAUUCUCCAAACUGCUAACAGCUCUACACAAGAAACUCGCUUUCCACAACCAAAAAUUUUGUGCUGCUGCAAACUCAGAUCGCUUCUCAACCGCUAGCAGCUCAACCGUCUUCCAUUCAUGCUCUGAUUUCGACGAAGACAGAACCUCUUCAGCAUCACACACUGAUAAUAUACCUUCCAGCCAGCAUGCUACCAACAAUGGAAAGCACUGCCAAACAUGCUUAGAACAAGGUCAAGAAUUGAAUGAGGAUGUUUCUAGGAUCACAAUGGAAAGGAGAAUACAGAAUUAUGGUGUUCUUGCACCCAAGAAAAUCACGGAGGAUUCGCUGCUUUCGGCAGCACUGUGGAGCUUACUCAUUCAGACAGCAAAAAGCGAAAGCUAUGGCUACAGAAUGCAACUGCAAGAGCUUCUUGGAACAAAUAAGUCCAACCAGGGAGUAUUCGAUUGCGAGAGAGAAGAAGAAGCGGGUCAACACGUUGGUCAUGAGUCAAAGUCAAAGAUAAUGAAGUUGUUGACUUUGGAUUACUCCAAAUCUAUGAAUGAAUGGAGUAAGUUUGAGCAGCAUGUUAAGGCCGUUAGCGUUGAGAUUGCCGAGGGAAUUUUGGAAGGCGUGAAACAUGAAAUUGUGUCAGAUAUGAUUCAGAUUUCAGAUUUUGAAAUCAUCAACACCAACCGCAUUCUCUUCCUACCUUAGUAGUAACAAAUUACCCCCAUUUCUCACUCUUUAUUAAGGAGUGCUAAAGAC
Messenger RNA from Arachis duranensis, 962 nucleotides. RefSeq lists its product as uncharacterized. The transcript has 3 exons. The coding region runs from base 69 to 911 and encodes 280 amino acids. The record is from RefSeq and is a predicted model, not a curated record. Lineage: Eukaryota; Viridiplantae; Streptophyta; Magnoliopsida; Fabales; Fabaceae.